This is a messenger RNA of Prunus dulcis (almond), 1504 nucleotides long. Its product is annotated as carbonyl reductase [NADPH] 1-like. The record is from RefSeq and is a predicted model, not a curated record. The transcript is spliced from 4 exons. Gene Ontology annotation, molecular function: oxidoreductase activity, acting on the CH-OH group of donors, NAD or NADP as acceptor. Bases 90 to 1040 code for a protein of 316 amino acids. Lineage: Eukaryota; Viridiplantae; Streptophyta; Magnoliopsida; Rosales; Rosaceae. Gene Ontology annotation, cellular component: membrane.
AUGUGAUAAAAUGUUGAUGAAACCUCUGCAUUCUCUGCUCCGUCGCUCAUUACACUCCAACUCUGAAUUUCUAAACAAACAGAGGAGAUAUGGGAAAAUCUGACAAAGCUGAAAGGGCCAAAGAGAGAAGAGAGAAGAGACUCCAAGAAAUAUCACUUCUCAGAACCAUUCCUUAUUCUGAUCACCAGAGGUGGUGGUCAGCAGAGACCGUUGCAGUGGUUACUGGGGGCAAUAGGGGUAUUGGGUUUGAGAUUUCAAGGCAGCUUGCGGCACAUGGAGUGACUGUUAUUCUCACAUCCAGAGACCACAGUGUGGGGCUUGAAGCAGCUAAGGUCUUCCAAGAGGGUGGUCUGAAUGUGUUUUGCCAUCAGCUCGAUGUGUUAGACACUUUGUCCAUCAACGAGUUUUGUGACUGGUUGAAACAAAAUUAUGGUGGCUUGGAUAUUCUGAUAAAUAAUGCAGCUGUUAAUUUCAAUCAAGGGUCUGAUAAUUCUGUCGAGUAUGCCUCUCAGGUCAUUACUACAAAUUAUUAUGGCAUCAAAAAUAUGAUCCAAGCUAUGAUCCCUUUGAUGAAACAUUCAGCUCAUGGAGGUCGAAUUGUUAAUGUGAGCUCCAGAUUGGGUAGAACAAAUGGCAAACGAAAUAAACUUGAAGAUGCGAAUUUGAGAGAGAAACUGAGCAAUAUUGACACGCUCUCAGAAGAAAUGAUUGAUCAAACAGUUUCGACUUUUUUACAACAAGUACAAGAGGGCACUUGGGAAUCAGGUGGGUGGCCUAAAACGUUCACUGACUACUCAAUAUCAAAGCUUGCAGUCAACACUUAUACCAGGCUAAUGGCGAGGAUAUUUUCAGAGAGACCAGAGGGUGAGAAAAUUUAUAUCAACUGUUACUGCCCAGGUUGGGUCAAGACUGCUAUGACAGGUUAUGCUGGGAAUAUUUCAGCUGAAGACGGAGCUGACACUGCAGUAUGGCUUGCCUUGCUUCCAGACCAAGCAGUAACAGGGAAAUUUUUUGCUGAGAGACGGGAGAUAAGUUUCUAAGGUAGUCUGGCUAAAGACUUAACAGAUUUUGUGAAAUACUUCAAUUGCUUCAUUAUGGACUUCCUUUCCGCUACAGCCAAAAUGAAAGUAAAAGUUGUAAUGCAAAAUAUAUCUUCAGCACUGCAAUACGCCAUGAGGGAAGACCUCAUGAAUUCUGUUGAAGAACAGAGCCAUCAACUCACUGUAGGAUGUGAUAGGAUGGACGAUCCUGUUAGUGAUGUCGACAAGGGUAUGCCACAUUCUUCUGUAUCAUCGGAAGCUCGAAUCUUUAAGCACCGUUUUGCUCCCAAUCUUGUUUACUAAUUGGGACUAAGACUAGAUUAAGUUGGGGAAGUCUUCACUCUAGUGAUUGUUAUGCCUCUGUUUCUUUCAUUUAGGCUUACCUGUCAAUGCAAGUGAUUUUUCUUGGUGCAUCUAUGAACAAAUUUGGUGUUGUGUUUAGAAAUAACACUUCUUAUCUAUUA